CUGGGCCGCCGGGCUGUGCAGCCGGGAGUCGUCGGCAGCGCGGAACUUGGGCGCACGAGAAGCCAGGGAGCGACCUGCGUUGCCGGGGGAGGGAGGAGGAAGGAAGGUCGCGCAGCGGGGCGACACGUCGCUGCGGAGGGAUCCUGUUUCUGGUGGCGGAGGGAUUUGGUCGCACGCUGACUUCCGGUGAGCCCCGACCCGAGAGGAAAAGCCCCGAAGGAAACAAUAACAAACGCAGGAGGAAGCGGUUUUGGGGUACGUGUGUUGAGCGGGUGUCGUCCGAGAAGAUGAGCUUCGGCCCCUGUCAGGGGACGUGAGCGCGAUCGCCGGGCCCCAGCCAGCCCUUCUCCCCGUGGGCCCCCGGUGCCACCAUGGCGGCCGUGGGGCCGGGGGGCUACGCGGCGGAGUUCGUGCCGCCUCCGGAGUGCCCGGUCUUUGAGCCCAGCUGGGAGGAGUUCACAGACCCGCUCAGCUUCAUCGGCCGCAUCCGGCCCCUGGCGGAGAAAACCGGCAUCUGCAAAAUCCGACCGCCCAAGGAUUGGCAGCCUCCAUUUGCAUGUGAAGUCAAAAGCUUCCGUUUUACUCCCAGAGUCCAGCGUCUGAAUGAACUUGAGGCAAUGACCAGAGUGAGAUUGGACUUCUUGGAUCAACUAGCAAAAUUUUGGGAGCUUCAGGGGUCUACCCUUAAGAUCCCUGUGGUGGAGAGAAAAAUUCUGGAUCUCUAUGCUUUGAGCAAGAUUGUUGCCAGCAAAGGUGGUUUUGAAAUGGUCACCAAAGAGAAGAAAUGGUCUAAAGUGGGUAGCCGCUUGGGAUAUCUGCCAGGAAAAGGAACUGGGUCUCUUUUGAAGUCACAUUAUGAAAGAAUUCUCUACCCAUAUGAGCUUUUCCAGUCUGGUGUCAGCCUUAUGGGUGUACAAAUGCCUAAUUUAGAUCUUAAGGAAAAAGUGGAGCCUGAGGUUCUUGGCACUGAUGUCCAAACUCCCCCAGAGCCGGGCACAAGAGUGAACAUUCUGCCGAAGAGAACAAGGCGUGUCAAGUCUCAGUCAGAAUCUGGAGAAGUGAAUAGAAACACGGAACUGAAGAAACUUCGGAUUUUUGGGGCUGGGCCUAAGGUUGUGGGCUUGGCAAUGGGAGUAAAAGAUAAAGAAGAUGAGGUCUCCCGAAGACGAAAAGUUACCAGCAGGUCAGACGCAUUUAACAUGCAAAUGAGACAACGGAAAGGAACUCUCUCUGUUAACUUUGUUGAUCUUUACGUUUGUAUGUUUUGUGGUCGGGGAAAUAAUGAAGAUAAAUUGCUGUUGUGUGAUGGAUGUGAUGACAGCUAUCAUACAUUUUGCUUAAUUCCCCCACUACCUGAUGUGCCCAAAGGAGACUGGAGGUGUCCUAAAUGUGUCGCUGAGGAAUGUAAUAAACCUAGAGAAGCCUUUGGAUUUGAACAAGCUGUACGAGAGUAUACACUUCAGAGCUUUGGAGAGAUGGCAGAUAAUUUUAAGUCUGACUAUUUCAAUAUGCCAGUUCAUAUGGUUCCCACAGAACUAGUGGAGAAGGAAUUCUGGCGGCUGGUGAGCAGCAUUGAAGAAGAUGUUAUCGUAGAGUAUGGAGCUGACAUCUCCUCAAAAGACUUUGGAAGUGGAUUUCCUGUAAAGGAUGGUCGGAGAAAGAUGCUGCCAGAAGAAGAGGAAUAUGCGCUUUCUGGUUGGAACUUGAAUAACAUGCCUGUUCUAGAGCAGUCUGUUCUUGCACAUAUCAAUGUGGACAUCUCUGGCAUGAAGGUGCCAUGGCUUUAUGUGGGAAUGUGCUUCUCUUCCUUUUGCUGGCACAUCGAAGAUCACUGGAGCUAUUCCAUCAACUACUUGCACUGGGGGGAGCCAAAGACAUGGUAUGGUGUGCCAUCUCAUGCUGCAGAACAACUGGAGGAGGUGAUGAGGGAGCUGGCCCCUGAGUUAUUUGAAUCCCAGCCUGAUCUCCUACAUCAGUUAGUCACCAUCAUGAACCCCAAUGUGCUAAUGGAGCAUGGUGUGCCUGUGUAUAGGACCAAUCAGUGUGCUGGCGAGUUUGUUGUGACGUUUCCUCGGGCCUAUCACUCUGGAUUUAAUCAAGGCUACAACUUCGCUGAGGCUGUGAACUUCUGUACUGCUGACUGGUUGCCCAUUGGCCGUCAGUGUGUCAGUCAUUACCGUCGGCUGAGGCGCCAUUGUGUCUUCUCGCACGAGGAACUAAUUUUCAAGAUGGCAGCAGAUCCGGAAUGCUUGGACGUGGGGCUUGCCGCCAUGGUGUGCAAGGAGUUGACUCUCCUGACUGAAGAGGAGACACGGUUAAGGGAGUCUGUUAUGCAGAUGGGCGUCCUGAUGUCGGAAGAAGAAGUGUUUGAGCUUGUUCCCGACGAUGAGCGCCAGUGUUCAGCGUGCAGAACCACCUGUUUCCUCUCUGCUCUCACGUGUUCCUGUAAUCCCGAGCGGCUUGUGUGUCUCCACCAUCCAGCUGAUCUGUGCCCCUGCCCCAUGCAGAAAAAGUGUCUUAGAUAUCGCUACCCAUUAGAGGACCUCCCUUCUCUGCUGUAUGGUGUGAAAGUCAGGGCACAGUCCUAUGACACUUGGGUCAGUCGUGUUACAGAAGCAUUAUCUGCCAACUUCAACCACAAGAAAGAUUUGAUUGAAUUACGAGUAAUGCUGGAAGAUGCUGAGGAUAGGAAAUAUCCAGAAAAUGAUCUCUUUCGAAAACUCAGGGAUGCUGUAAAAGAAGCUGAGACCUGUGCUUCUGUGGCUCAGCUGCUUCUGAGCAAAAAGCAGAAGCACAGGCAGAGCCCAGAUAGUGGGAGGACUCGGACCAAACUGACAGUGGAAGAGUUGAAGGCCUUUGUCCAACAGCUUUUUAGUCUUCCAUGUGUCAUCAGCCAAGCUCGACAAGUAAAGAAUCUACUGGAUGAUGUGGAAGAGUUUCAUGAACGUGCUCAGGAGGCCAUGAUGGAUGAAACCCCAGAUUCUUCCAAACUGCAGAUGUUGAUAGAUAUGGGCUCUGGUCUCUACGUGGAGCUACCUGAAUUAGCCCGACUAAAGCAAGAGCUACAGCAGGCUCGAUGGUUGGAUGAAGUACGACUGACCCUGUCAGAUCCACAACAGGUCACUUUGGAUGUCAUGAAGAAAUUGAUAGACUCUGGCGUGGGGUUGGCACCCCACCAUGCGGUGGAGAAAGCGAUGGCCGAGCUUCAGGAGCUGCUCACGGUCUCUGAGCGAUGGGAGGAAAAGGCCAAGGUCUGCCUGCAGGCAAGACCACGGCACAGUGUGGCAAAUUUAGAAAACAUCGUGAAUGAAGCUAAGAACAUUCCAGCCUUUCUACCCAAUGUGUUGUCCCUGAAAGAAGCCUUACAAAAGGCUCGAGAAUGGACAACUAAAGUGGAAGCUAUUCAGAGUGGCAGCAAUUAUGCUUACUUGGAGCAGCUGGAAAGCUUAUCUGCUAAAGGCCGCCCUCUCCCUGUGCGUCUUGAUGCGUUGCCCCAGGUGGAGUCACAAGUGGCGGCAGCACGGGCCUGGAGAGAACGGACUGGGAGGACCUUUCUUAAGAAGAAUUCCAGCCACACGUUGCUCCAGGUGCUUAGUCCCCGAACUGACAUUGGUAUUUAUGGGAGUGGAAAAAAUAGAAGGAAAAAAGUAAAAGAACUAAUAGAAAAAGAAAAAGAAAAGGAUCUGGACCUUGAACCUCUGAGUGAUCUGGAGGAGGGAUUGGAGGAAACCAGAGAUACAGCCACAGUGGUGGCAGUUUUCAAAGAACGGGAGCAAAAAGAGAUUGAAGCCAUGCAUUCCCUCAGAGCAGCCAACCUAGCCAAGAUGACAAUGGUAGACCGCAUAGAAGAAGUAAAAUUUUGCAUUUGCCGCAAGACAGCGAGUGGGUUUAUGCUCCAGUGUGAGCUCUGCAAAGACUGGUUUCAUAACAGCUGUGUUCCUCUUCCUAAGUCAAGUUCCCAGAAGAAAGGGUCUAGCUGGCAGGCCAAAGAAGUAAAAUUCCUUUGCCCUCUCUGUAUGCGGUCUCGAAGACCGAGGCUAGAGACUAUUCUGUCCCUCCUGGUAUCCCUUCAGAAGUUGCCUGUACGGCUGCCCGAAGGAGAGGCCCUUCAGUGUUUGACAGAACGUGCAAUGAGUUGGCAGGACAGGGCCCGGCAAGCCCUGGCCACAGAUGAGCUGUCCUCUGCCCUGGCCAAGCUCUCUGUGUUGAGCCAGCGGAUGGUGGAGCAGGCAGCUCGGGAGAAAACUGAAAAGAUCAUCAGCGCAGAGCUCCAAAAGGCCGCUGCCAAUCCAGACUUACAGGGACACUUACCUAGUUUCCAGCAGUCUGCUUUUAACCGGGUGGUGAGCAGUGUAUCUUCUUCCCCUCGGCAAACGGUGGACUAUGAUGAUGAAGAGACAGAUUCUGAUGAAGACAUUCGGGAGACAUAUGGCUAUGACAUGAAGGACACAGCCAGUGUGAAGUCCUCCAGCAGUCUGGAGCCCAGCCUUUUUUGUGAUGAAGAGAUUCCCAUCAAGUCCGAGGAGGUGGUCACGCACAUGUGGACGGCACCCUCCUUCUGUGCUGAGCAUGCUUAUUCGUCUGCUUCUAAGAGCUGUUCUCAAGGUUCUAGCACCCCAAGGAAACAACCUCGGAAGAGCCCUCUGGUGCCCCGUAGUUUGGAGCCUCCGGUGCUAGAGUUAUCGCCUGGAGCUAAGGCCCAGCUGGAAGAACUUAUGAUGGUUGGAGAUCUCCUGGAGGUGUCUCUGGAUGAGACUCAACACAUAUGGCGGAUUUUGCAGGCCACACACCCACCCUCUGAAGACAGAUUCCUGCAUAUCAUGGAGGAUGACAGCAUGGAAGAGAAACCAUUAAAAAUAAAAGGAAAGGACUCUUCAGAGAAGAAACGGAAACGGAAGCUAGAAAAAGAACAGCUUUUUGGCGAAGGAAAGCAGAAGUCCAAGGAGCUAAAGAAAAUGGAUAAACCUAAAAAGAAGAAAUUAAAAUUAAGUGCGGAAAAAUCAAAGGAGCUGAACAAACUGGCCAAGAAACUAGCAAAAGAAGAAGAGAGGAAGAAAAAGAAGGAGAAGGCUGCUGCAGCCAAAGUUGAACUUGUGAAGGAGAGCUCGGAGAAGAAGAGAGAGAAGAAGGUGCUGGACAUCCCCUCCAAAUAUGACUGGUCAGGAGCGGAGGAGUCUGACGACGAGAACGCCGUGUGUGCCGCGCGGAACUGCCAGAGGCCCUGCAAGGACAAGGUAGACUGGGUGCAGUGUGAUGGUGGCUGUGAUGAGUGGUUUCACCAAGUUUGUGUGGGUGUAUCUCCAGAAAUGGCUGAAAAUGAAGAUUACAUCUGUACAAACUGUGCAAAGAAGCAGGGGCCAGAUAGCCCAGGUCCAGCACCACCUCCUUCUUUCAUAAUGAGCUACAAACUACCAGUGGAGGAUCUUAAAGAGACCAGUUAGCAGAUGCUGGGUUAGUUUGGGACAUGGGGGAAAACGGACCACACAGAGACCGUAGUCAGUAGAGUGGUUUAGAUCCACUCAGAAUGUUGCUUCCAAAGACGAAUGGCCUUCUGAGCAAGUCCUCCCAGCUGACUUCCUCUUUGCAUGGACGUGGGAUCUGCGUUCUCUGUCAGCACAUCUGUGCCGAGGGUGUCUGCUUUGGUCCAGCAGCCAGCGUUUCAGUUCGUGUCUCCUCUCAGAUUGCUUGUCACAUUAAGGCCAGACAUUUGAGCGCUAGGGUGGCUGGUUGGCAUUAAUGCAUUGGUGUGCUGGCAGGGCAUGUAGGCUGCGGCUUCUGGCCAGUUGGUACUAGUUAGAGGUUUGCAGCCAGCACCAUCCAGAGGUGUGAUCACUUGGAUCUCCUUAGUUAGGCCAGUGGGGGAGGAGUACAGUAGCAGUUUCCUUCCACUCUGCCCUGGCAUUCGACUCCCUACACAUCCAGCUAGGAGAGGGCCAGGGCUGAAGAUAGUCCUGUGAGAGGCCAUGGGUCGUGGCACAGCCUGUAGACCUCAGCUCCAUGUGCUUGUUUGUACCAAGAAGAAAACCCCAGUUGAGAGGCAGAUCACCUCAUCUUCCUAAGGAGGAGGAUGGCAUCUAGUUCAGAAGUCUGACUAGAUUGGAUUCUGGGAAGAAGAGAUUUUAUUUCAAGGCAAGGAUCCGUUUUUUGGCUUUGAGAAGUCUUGCUGCCUUGGGUCUACAUUUUAAAGAAGAGCAGGUACGUGGAUCCAGGCUUCUGCGGUAGCAAAGAAGACAAGUCAGAAUGUUUUACUGAGCCACAGCGGUGCCUGCUUUUCGGGGAACCCUUCAUUCACAAGUGCACCAGGUGCCACCAGGCUUCAAGCAUGGCCCCGAGCAAGACCAGCAAAUAACAGCUCUUGCCUUGCAGCCCGGCCCCCACUGGCUGUGGUUUCCAGGACUGGCCGUUUCUGAACGUGGCCCGCGGCAGAUGCUGUUGCCCAGCACGUGGCUUCAUCAGAGGACGUGGGCUUAGAGUACCUCUGGGUGACAAAAUUGUUUUAGUAAAUCCAUUUUUAAAAAAAAGAAAAAAGGACUUGUUUUUACUUUUUUCUAAAUGUCUCUGACUACUGACUGUUCUAUAAAUAGAUUAUUUUUCCUUUUUUAAUAUACAUAUAUGAAUAUAUAUAUAUAUGUAUAUAUAUAUAUAUAUUUACUGUUACCAGCAGCUUAUGACAGAAAUUCAGCAUCAAAAAUCCAUUUGGGGGCUUGCUUUCUCGUCUUGCUUUUUAAUAAAGGAAUCCCAUUCCUUCCUUGUAGUACAAGGAGUUAGCACUUCCUUCUCCAUCCUGGCCCGACCAGAUCUUCCAUCUUGGUUUUGUUCAAACAGGUAAUUAUAUUUCGUUUGUGUGUUGGGACGUGUCCCUUUCUGUGGGGAAUUCUGGUCAUACUGUAUCUGCGAUGGUAGCUCUGUUUUGUGUGUGAAAGUUUGGAACUACGGUGCUGUGUUCUCCUCCCUCCUGUUGUGUUCUUUGUCCUUGUGAAGGUGUUAGGUAAGCUGUAUGGCAACUCUUUAUUAGAAGGGGACUGAUUUUUUUUUUUAAGGACAAAAACCCCCAAAAACCCACCAAACAAACUAAAAAUGGUGUUUUGUCUUCACUAUCCUGUGUCCCUUUAUUUUGGUGUAAAGAUCUGUGGUUUGACUUAAAUUCAUCCGUUUUUCCUUUUAAAGGGGGGGUAGCAGGGUGGGCCCAGAGAGCAGCGUUCAGUCUUGUCUUCCCUUUUUGCCCCGAUCUCUUAAAGAAAUGUCUUCUAGUAACUAGAAGUGAAAUGUACUGUCCAGUCACAGUUUGCGUGGGUAUGAGAUUUAACUCAAAAGGCAUCUUACUAAAAAAAGCAAAACCUUUCCUAUAAAAUCCAGUUUCUGGAAAUGCUUUCUCUGUGGUUCUACGGCCUAUGUUUUAGUCAUUUCUCCCUUAAUAUCAUAUAACAUUUUGAGUGUCUUGGCCUGUUCAGAGGUUCAUAAGUGUUGGUGUGCAUGGAUCUUAAAAUCUCAUCUCAAGUGUGUGUAUGAUUUAAGAUUUCAAUGGAAAUUACAAGGUAACUAAGUAACCAGUUUCAUAAGUUAUCAUUUUGCCAGUCUCUCAAUACAUAAAGAUCCUACUACUUAGUUAAGAAUUUCAUCUGGUUGAUAUUAUAGAAGAAAGCACAAUGUUUUUUGCCUUUCGGUCUUCUCUGUAAAAGUCUUCAAGUGCUUGUGGGUUAAAAAUUGAAUGCAGUCUUAAGUGAUGGCUGCCCGGAAUACAUUUAAGAAUACCUUGUUUUUCCUUCAUUCCUCAGCUAUCAGUGGAGGGGCAUGAGGUGCUGAGAAAGACAGCUAAGGUGCUCUGCUUGGAGUGUGGUGGAUGGAUAGGGGGCUGUUUAGGGAAUAAUUUAUGUUCAUGAUAGGUAUUUGCCUGCAUAUUUGACUGAGAGAAAAACGCAAGGCAGUCUCCAACCAUGAAUAGCUCCCUGUUUAUCUUCUCCAACCAUAAAUAGCUCCCUGUUUAUCUUCUGACAUUUUGAAACUCAAAUAUAUCAUUUAAUUGAUACUGUGGGAUUUUCUGUAUUUAUUUGAAAGUCACAGAGGAUUUGGUCUGACUUUUGACCAUUUAGACCAAAGGUUGAGAACAGAUGAGAGACAGUUAAAAAAAAGAAAGAGAAGAAAAAUAUGUAGAAGUGUGUAAUUUUGUAAUUAGUGAACUAAGAUUCAUCUUAAAGAAAUGAUGUUUUUUUCACUUAGAGGAAAUUACUUAUUUUACAACGUAACUCCAUUCUGUGGUGUUGUAACAUUUCGUAUUAAAACAAUUUAAAAUGUUUCUUUACCCUUCGUAUCUCCUCAGAGUCGCAGUUCUGCACCACUCGUUCUUUAACUUAUUCGUUAAUUCUUUCAGAGGUAUUUUCUCACUACGUUCAUUAUAAACCAUUUUGGCAAAGGUUAUAGAAAGGAAGAUGAAAACUGGUAGGUCAAGAGUAGGUCCUUGGAACCGCGCAAGUGCAACGACAGCUCUCUUGUGGUCCCUCCAGCCGGGGUUGGCCUCGCUGCCUGUAGUGACCCUGCAGAGAUGUGUGGAGAUGCAGGGCCAGGCUCCUUCCCGAGCGGCUGCCUCCCAGCUCUUCCUGACUCACACGUGGGCAUCAUGGAACAACAGCUACUGCACGUCACACUUCAGAUAACUGAAACGGCAGGUGUGAAACCUGGGUCUCCCGUGAUGCGAUGUACUUGAAUAAUCAAAACCCCAGCAAGGGCUGACCUGUGAGAUGAGAACGAUUUCACCUGUGCUUCACUUCUCUACUUUUGUCUUCAACGCGUGUCCAAGAAACGUCAGUUUGUUUGUUUCUCUUAAUUUUUAGAUUCUGAUGUAAUUCAGUGGAUGUAAGAGAAACUCGCUACUUGGCAAUAUUUUAAUUCUACAGUAUAUUUGUGUGAAUAUCAGCCAGUGCUUAAAAGUAGGAAGGUGAAAGGGAAAACUGAGAAAGCCCUUCUUUCAGAGGGAGGGAUUAUCCACUUUUUAAGGAGAAAGUGGCAAUUUUAAGUGGGAUUUGAAAAUUGUGGGAAAAUUAAGUGAAGUCCCACUCAUAACCAGGUUCAGUAAAGGUAUACGUAUGAACUAGCUUCAUAUGUGUGUAAGAAGUUGCUUUUGCAGUACGUCCCUAAGUAUAAAUUUUUAAAAGCAGGCAAUUGGUUUGCCUUUUACCUUUUGAAAUCCCACUUUUUUUUUUUUAAUUAAGGCAUAUCAUUACUUUGGAUGUGGAUGUGCCAUGACAUUUAGUAUUUACAGCAUGAGAGGAAAGAAUGGAUAUUAAUAUAUUUUGGAAUUCUAGUCUUCUCUUGGUCUGGAUCAUAUCCAGUCACCACUAUGCAACGAAUGAUGUGCACUGGGAAAGGAUGUGACGGGUUUUUAAAGAUGUGUCCUGCUUAUUCUUACUUUUGCAAUACUCCAAGAUGUCUAAACAGGAAUAUCUUUUGUAAGCCUCAAGAUCUAUUGAUUAUUCUCUUACAUGUUUAUUUACCUGUUAGUGAGACACUUAAAUAUUAUAUGGACUCUAAUUUACCAGGGAUUUUGGUGGUGCCUUAUGAAAAGUAUAACUUGAUUUCUUGUUUUUUGAGCAUGUUUUGCAUUUCUUUUGUUUUCUGAAAGAAUGUUAGGUAUGGCUAUUUGCAUUACAUCUAAAAAUUAAAAAAAUUGUGUGUGUGCUCAGGUCCCCCCUACCCUGUCAUUCACAUUGGUGGCAACUCUAAGUGGUAACCAAGUAAAGGUAGAUUUUGGUAAUGGAUCUGAGAGCCACUUUUAACCUGUUGCAGAACAGUUUCUAAUGUGCAUUUGCUCUCUAUAAAAUAAAGAACUGGCCUCAAAUAACUUCACCAGUGGUGUGAUUAGCCUGUUACAUUGCUGAGAAUAGUGUUUUCAGAAAGUGUGAAGUAGAAGAAGUGAUUCCUGCGGAUUUCACGUUUCUCUGUUUUCAGCAAGAGUCCAGCGAUGGCCAGCAGACGUUUUCCCCACCGUUGAUUUCUUAAGUGGUUUAUCCCUUUGUAGCGAACCAGUAAUAAAAGCAGGAAAGAUGAAGAAAUACUUCCUUUUUCCUUUGGCCUCCUAGUACUUAAAACUAGCUCAAACUGCACCUUACACUUCAGAGAAGUAAAUGGCCCUUUUCUCUCAUUGCCAAGGUUAUCAGGUCAUGCAGGCGUGAGGGACAGAUCAUUGCUGAAAAUGUGAAGGUUCUGCCUGCAGUGAAGUUGGCCUCAAACAUGAAGUGUUUGAUUGUGUAUAUAUGUGUUAGGGAGGAGAAUUAGUGGGAAGGAGGAGGAAGAAAAAACUGGUUAUCGCAACUUGGAAAAGAUUUUCUUGCCAACAACAAAAAAACCACGAAAUUUCAUAAGAUUGACAAAUUCUUUUCUUUUUGAAAAGUUGUGUGGAAUCCACCCAGUUUAGACCACGUAUUUCUUGGCGCCUUGGCAUUGUGGUUGAUACCAGUACGUUGAAGAUCCAGAAUCUCUUCAUGGGAAGCUUAGCCUUGCAUUGGGAAGUCUCAGAUAACACAACGAACAAACCAUACAGAAGAACACACUCAAGGACUGUAUGCUGUGACCAAACAAUUUGGAAUUUCUUGACUCUUCUCACCUAUUUGCUCUUUAAAGUGUGUUUCUGCCCUGCUUUUAGUAGGCAGAAAGAUGAUUUAAUGUUUCCAUGUGACAAAGUCCCAUGAAAUUUCUUUACUAGGCGAGGAUUUUCUCUAAGCUCGUCUGUGGAGCCAGGAUGUAUCUUUGUCAGUGCAAAAUAAAGAUGCCACAAACAGCCUUAAA
This is a messenger RNA of Mesoplodon densirostris (Blainville's beaked whale), 10779 nucleotides long. It is a transcript of the gene KDM5A, whose product is annotated as lysine demethylase 5A. Gene Ontology annotation, biological process: chromatin remodeling. Gene Ontology annotation, cellular component: nucleus. The record is from RefSeq and is a predicted model, not a curated record. Gene Ontology annotation, molecular function: histone demethylase activity; DNA binding. Lineage: Eukaryota; Metazoa; Chordata; Mammalia; Artiodactyla; Ziphiidae. Bases 372 to 5441 code for a protein of 1689 amino acids. The transcript has 28 exons.